AUGGCUUCCAGCGAUGAGACCCUCGCGGCGGCCGCCGCUAUAAUCCAAGGACUGGCCAAAGAUGUUCCUGAAUCCAUUUCUUUGCCGUUCAACGGGCGCAAGCAGACCCAGCCUACCAAUGGUAUCGACUCGGUGAAGGUAAAACUGCCUGGGGAGGAUUCUGAAGGCAAGGUUGCUCUGGAAAGAGAGCUUUCCGCCUUGGUUCGGAGGGUGAACACCAUGCAAACCUUUGUGCCUCCAUCCCGUCGAUCUGGACGUACCUCCAGCCUAAUGAGCGCUCGUAGUCUAAAAAACGGACAAAACAACGAAUCCUCCGUCGAUAAUAGUGAUGAAGUAAACGACGAAGAUAGCGAUAGCGAGGACAACUAUGAAGAUAACAUCAGCUACUUGCGAAAUCGAGUCCAGCUACAAGCCGAACAGAUCCAACUUCAAAAGGAUAUCAUUUCUCAAGUGCGAGAGGAAUUGCGGCACCAGGAGGAACGCACACAACAGGCGCUGGUGAAGGUUGAACAUGAAGAUGUCCGUGUUUUGGAACGCGAGUUGAAGAAGCAUCAACAGGCAAAUGAGGCCUUCCAGAAAGCUUUACGAGAAAUCGGUGGUAUUAUUACUCAGGUUGCUAAUGGCGAUCUUUCAAUGAAAGUCCAGAUCCACCAACUUGAAAUGGACCCUGAAAUCACAUCGUUCAAGCGCACCAUCAACACUAUGAUGGACCAACUUCAAGUCUUUGGAAGCGAAGUGUCAAGGGUAGCGAGGGAGGUAGGAACCGAGGGUAUCCUUGGUGGCCAGGUUCAAAUCACCGGUGUUCACGGUAUUUGGAAAGAGUUGACUGACAACGUUAACUUCAUGGCUUCCAAUCUAACAAAUCAAGUGCGCGAGAUUGCAACGGUUACCACCGCUGUCGCUCACGGUGAUCUCAGCCAAAAGAUUAAGAGCUGGGGUCAAGGUGAAAUUCUGGAACUUCAACAAACUAUCAAUACCAUGGUGGAUCAGCUCCGCACUUUUGCUACAGAAGUCACUCGCGUCGCUCGCGAUGUCGGUACUGAAGGUGUCUUGGGCGGACAAGCUCAAAUCGACGGCGUCCAAGGCAUGUGGAAUGAAUUGACUGUCAAUGUGAAUGCCAUGGCCGAAAAUCUGAGUACCCAAGUGCGCGACAUCGCAACCGUAACAGCUGCUGUGGCCAAAGGCGAUCUUACACAAAAAGUCAAGGCAAAUUGCAAGGGCGAAAUUCUCGCCAUGAAGACAAUCAUCAAUUCUAUGGUUGAUCAACUCAAACAGUUCGCCCAAGAAGUUACGAAAAUUGCGAAGGAAGUCGGCACAGAUGGCGUUCUUGGCGGUCAAGCCACCGUUCAUGAUGUCGAGGGUACCUGGAAGGACCUCACCGAAAAUGUCAACGGAAUGGCUAUGAAUUUGACGACUCAAGUCCGAGAAAUUGCCGAUGUUACCACAGCCGUGGCUAGGGGAGAUCUUACGAAGAAGGUGACCUCUGAUGUCAAGGGAGAAUUUUCAGAUUUGAAAAACACUAUCAACAGCAUGGUGGAUAGAUUGAAUACGUUCGCGUUCGAAGUCAGCAAGGUCGCGCGUGAGGUUGGAAUUGACGGAAUCCUGGGUGGUCAGGCGAAGGUAGAUAAUGUUGAAGGCAAAUGGAAAGAUUUGACCGACAAUGUCAACACCAUGGCGCAGAAUCUUACAAUCCAAGUCCGUGCCAUUUCAGAUGUCACCCAAGCUAUUGCAAAGGGUGACCUUAGCAGGAAAAUCGAAGUGCAUGCUCAAGGAGAAAUUCUUACCUUGAAAGAUACGAUCAAUAACAUGGUGGACCGGCUUGCUAACUUUGCUCACGAACUCAAACGUGUCGCGCGUGAUGUUGGUGUGGAUGGCAAGAUGGGUGGUCAAGCCAACGUUGAAGGCAUCUCCGGUAGAUGGAAAGAGAUCACCGAGGACGUCAACACCAUGGCCGACAACCUUACAGCUCAAGUUCGCGCUUUCGGAGAAAUUACCGAUGCGGCCACCGAUGGAGAUUUCACUAAAUUAAUCACUGUGAAUGCGUCCGGUGAGAUGGACGAGUUGAAGCGGAAGAUCAACAAGAUGGUUUCGAACUUGCGUGACAGUAUCCAGCGAAACACACAGGCUCGUGAGGCUGCAGAAUUGGCCAAUCGAACCAAGUCAGAAUUCCUGGCCAACAUGAGCCACGAGAUCCGAACACCAAUGAAUGGUAUUAUCGGCAUGACUCAGCUGACGCUUGAUACGGAUGAUCUAAAACCAUACCCUCGUGAAAUGCUAAAUGUUGUGCACAGUCUUGCCAACAGUUUAUUAACAAUUAUCGACGAUAUUCUCGAUAUCUCGAAGAUUGAGGCGAACAGGAUGGUCAUCGAGAGCAUUCCAUUUACGAUGCGAGGCACCGUAUUCAACGCACUGAAGACUCUAGCUGUGAAGGCGAAUGAAAAAUUCCUGAACCUCACAUACCAGGUCGACAGUUCCGUUCCGGAUUACGUUAUUGGAGACCCUUUCCGUUUGCGACAAAUUAUUUUGAACUUGGUCGGAAAUGCCAUCAAAUUCACAGAGCAUGGAGAAGUCAAACUUACGAUUAGUAAGUCGACAAGAGAACUCUGCCAGGACGAGGAAUAUGCCUUUGAAUUCUCUGUUUCAGAUACUGGUAUUGGCAUUGAAGAAGAUAAAUUGGAUAUGAUUUUCGACACAUUCCAACAAGCCGAUGGAUCAACAACCCGAAAGUUUGGUGGAACUGGCCUUGGAUUAUCUAUUUCGAAGCGAUUAGUAAAUCUGAUGGGAGGAGAUGUUUGGGUAACAUCAGAGUUCGGUCACGGCAGCACGUUCCAUUUUACUUGCAAAGUGAACUUAGCUGAUCAGUCUCUUGACGUGAUUUUACCACAGCUUUUGCCGUAUCAGAACCACCAUGUGCUUUUCAUCGAUAAAGGCGAAACAGGCGACGAUGCUCUGAGCAUCACGCGUAUGCUUCGACAACUAGGAUUGGAGCCACUUGUGGUUCGCAGCGAGACUAACGUUCCUCCCCCAGAAAUCCAAGAUUCAUCAGGAAAGGAAUCUGGUCAUGCAUACGAUGUCAUCAUUGUUGAUUCCGUCGAGACGGCACGGACACUCCGAACAUUUGGCGAAUUCAAAUACAUUCCGAUUGUCCUCUUAUGCCCUGUUGUGUCGGUUAGUUUGAAGUCGGCUCUGGACCUGGGUAUCACGUCAUAUAUGACUACUCCGUGCCGGCCUAUUGAUCUGGGUAAUGGCAUGCUUCCAGCACUUGAAGGACGCUCCACUCCUCUCACAACGGAUAAUACCCGAUCCUUUGACAUCUUACUGGCCGAAGAUAACGACGUCAACCAAAAGGUUGCAGUUAAAAUACUCGAAAAAUGCAAUCACGGCGUGACUGUCGUGAGUAACGGUCUAGCUGCCGUUGAGGCUGUCAAGCAACAUCGUUAUGAUGUUAUUUUGAUGGACGUUCAAAUGCCUAUCAUGGGAGGUUUUGAGGCUACAGGCAAGAUCCGUGAGUGGGAGAAAGAAAACGGCCUACAGCGCACGCCGAUUAUUGCUUUAACUGCUCACGCCAUGUUGGGAGACCGAGAGAAAUGUCUACAGGCUCAAAUGGACGAGUAUCUGGCCAAACCGCUGAAACAAAACCAGAUGAUGCAGACCAUUCUCAAGUGCGCGACACUUGGUAGCCCCUUGUUCGAAAAAGGCAAGGAUUCAAGAUUUGGAGGCCACCAUUCAUCAAGUACUCUUGCCGGGGCGUCAUCGCCAGAGGCUAAACAUCAACGUCCAUCGCUCGAGUCUCGUGCGCUUACCGCCACCAAUCGAACCAGCGUUCCUGAGCCGAUUUUGCGAUCAAAUAGCAGUUAAAUGCUACCCCUAAUUCACGCUUAUGUUUUCUGAUUUGAAUGCUGCUAUAAACCUAAUUUACUCUUACGAUGACAUCUUUUUUGUUUCCUGCUGCGAUGGAAAAGGAUUGGUUUCUGCAGAUAUAUUUUACGAGCUUUUUAAUUUCUUGAUCACUGGUUUUUUAUGCCCAAUUCUCCUUUCAAUUAUUUCUUGUGUUCCUUUCUUUUUUCUUUUCUUUUUUAACCUUUCUUUCCUAACUGAGCCGGUUGGGUUAUUCGAAUCAUGAAAUGGGCUAUCUGUUUCAUGACAGUCUACGCUCCUAUUUUUAGUCCGUUGGACGGCGUUUGGGCGAAAUAUGGAUUGCAGUGUAUGUAUG
Messenger RNA from Coccidioides posadasii C735 delta SOWgp, 4213 nucleotides. NCBI's taxonomy places the organism in Eukaryota, Fungi, Ascomycota, Eurotiomycetes, Onygenales, Onygenaceae. The record is from RefSeq and is a predicted model, not a curated record.